AUGGACGCGGUGGUCCUCGUGAUCGUGUACGUCAUCGCUGGCGUCGUCCUUAUUCUGGUGCAGUUGCUUCUCUUCUUUGGCAUCGCUGGGUGCAUCGCGGUUGUGCUAGACGCCCAAAUCGAUCUGCUAUCGUGGUGCCGGUGCAAGACGGCGGACAAGGCCAAGGACGCGCCCAAGGUCAAGGACGCGCCCAAGGUCAAGGACGAGCCCGAAGAUGAGGACGCACGGCUCGUGCCUGCAGAUACCCAAGGCGCGCGGUGGUCGAUUCAAGACGCCAAGUUGAGAGUCUACGGCAAAAAGGGAUACGAUGUUUAACGUCGAACAGUUUGUAGACUGA
Messenger RNA from Saprolegnia diclina VS20, 337 nucleotides. RefSeq lists its product as hypothetical. NCBI's taxonomy places the organism in Eukaryota, Oomycota, Saprolegniomycetes, Saprolegniales, Saprolegniaceae. The record is from RefSeq and is a predicted model, not a curated record. The transcript has a single exon. Bases 1 to 315 code for a protein of 104 amino acids.